AUGGAGCUUGCAAAGCUCAUUGCACCAAAUGGAAUCUGGGGAAAGGUCUGGCUGGCAGCACACUGGGAGCGGAAGCUCAAGAAACAGGAUUACCAGGAGAUCGACCUUCGCAGCUUGCUUGCCACUAUCUCGGCAAAACGGUCGCUUGUCUCCCUGCGAGCUACCGGGCACCUACUGGUGGGCGCCUGCAAGAUCUACUGCAAACAGAGCGCUUUCCUGGAGGAGGAGGCAGAUGAGGUCCGUGCUGGACUCAUGAUGGCAUUCAGCCGGCCGACAGAAGAGCCGGAGGUCGAGAUUUCUGGCCGCAUUCGCGAGGUGCGGCCAGGUGCCCUGACCCCCAUUCUUGCAGACGACCAGGCCCUGCUGGGAGGCAAGAAGCACAUCGCGCGUUUGGAGGACAUUACACUAAAAAACCAAGGCAAGGAGGACGCAGGGUCAAUCGUGGCCAGUGAUGAUCUCUUUGGUGCGCUCUCCCAAACAGAGCUCCAGGAAGUGAUGCGGGCGGUUCGCAGAAAAGUUGUUCCGAGGGGUGCCUUCGAGGAGCUCGAGUCGGCGGCAACAGGCGAGCACCACGACUUCGACACCCUUCCGCUGGUGGCGCUUUCAGAUCAGCCGAAGGCCGCCGCUGAACCGGAAGAGCCUGCCGUAGGUGAAGACGUUAUGCCUUUGGACAUGGAGCUUGCCCUUGAAGAUGAGGCUCCUGCUGCUCCUGCUGCUGCGGCCGAAACAUCAACAUCACCAGUGCCGUAUGCACAGGAAGAGGUCAUCGAUAUCGAAGACCUCAACCAAGUGGCCGGGCAGGCGGCAGUGCAGCUUGUACCGUUGCCAAAUCUGGCAGUGGCAAGGCAACUGAUCAUGCUGGGUGAAGAGGAGCAGCAAGCUGUGCUUGGCUUCUUUCAAGCUCAACGGCGGGAAGAAAUUCAAACCUUGCUGGAUCAGGCGCCCGACUCACUGGCACUGGCUGGGGAUGUCGGGGAUGGCGGAUACGGCGGAUAUGCUGGAGAUGCCAUGCCGGUGUCUCACGCCUACUUCGAAGGGACUCUGGCACCUUUCGACAGGCCCACGGACGGCGAUGGCUCAGUACGGAAGAAGCGGCGCACGCAGUUCGUUGCAGACGAGCUGCCGGAGAUCCCCAAAGAGACCUACAGAGGGUACAUGAACGAUCGGGACAAAAUCACGCGCAAGGGAGAUCUCGACUACCACCUGAUGCUCCCGCACUACUCGCCCCACCUGCCCAACUUCACGACCACCUUCACAGACAUGUGCAAGACAUUGUGUGAAGGUAUUCUGUGGGGCUCGGAGGUUGCAGAAAAGAGACGGCGACUAACUAAAGACGCCGAGCCGGACCGCGUCUUCGAGGCUGCAGGUGUGUUCGCAGGCGCAGGCGGCGCGGGUCCAUCACAGCCUGCAGGGAUGGCCGAGGAGGUCAGCAUCCUGACCGAGGAGCAGCGGAAUAAUCUCAGCCUGUACGUGAAGCAGAAGACUGCUGACAAGCCGAACUCGCUUGCACCGUUGCUUGGGCCAGUGCUCAGCCCUGACAAAGCGGGCCUGAGGAGCCCUGGCUUCUCACCAGAGACACCUCUUGUGACGGAGACCCUGCUCUUAGAGAAUGCCCCUGGAUCCAUGAAUGCCGUUGUGACGGGCAACCAAGAUGACGAGGAUCAAUCGGGCAAUCCGACAGCGCGGAUCGGGUACAGUGGCCGCACUGAGAAGAUGCACCGCUUCCUUGCCAGGGAGUUCCGAGACGCCGGCAAACCGGACCUUUCCUACGAGGACCUUUGCAGAUCUCAAACUCAAGGGCGCAGAGAACUCAUUGCUGGAUGCUUCUUCGAGCUCUUGGUGCUGAAAACCAAUGGAGUGAUCAACGUGGAGCAGGAUGACCCGCUGUCUGACAUCAAGAUUGCAAAGGCUUUACUCGUCUUGCGGCAAGCGAUGCAAAACCGCUGCAAGCCCUUAAGUGUCACCACUCUGCGCGUGCACAUUACCUGCAUUUCCGACGGGCCGAACCACGAAAUUGAGGAUCCGGUCGCAUCAACGAAGUUGGUGGGGUUCAAAUCCUAUGUCGAGCAUCCCUGCGUUCUAAUCUUGCAGCCUGAGUGGGCGACCACUGCCCUCAUGGACUGGAAAGGGGAUGAGGCGAGACUGGGCCAGCUAUGUCAGCUCUUCCAGCUGGCAUCCUCUCCAGACAACAGCAUCCAGCAGCAGGUGAUGCAGAUGCUGUCGCAGUUUAGCCAGCUUCCAGAUUUCGAUAUGUACUUGGCAACAGUUUUUGCCAAGUUGACUACCCAAGACGAGGUUGUUCGACAGCGAGCAGGACUGCUGCUGAAAACGAACCUCGGGAGGGCUCAACCUGGAACGCUGCAGCCGGCUAUCGCGGAGUAUGUUCAGGCUCAUACCUUGUCUGCAGUGAGCGACAGCAGCAAGGUCAUUAGACACACAGCUGGCACAGUCAUCUCCAUUCUUGUCCUGAAGGUCGGCUUUGUUGGCAGCCGACAGACUUUGGACAAACUGGCGACCUGCCUCGGUGAUCAGAAUCCUCAUAUAGUGGAGGGCAGUUUCAAUGCUCUGAACAAGAUCUGUGAAGAUGGCAUGAUGCUUAUCAAGCAGAUGUGGGACUAUCCUGAUGAGCAGACGCAGCACUUUGUUCGUUGGUCGGCCGAGAACCUUCUGCCCAAAGUGAUGCAGUGCCCAUCUUUCCAUUAA
This is a messenger RNA of Symbiodinium sp. CCMP2456, 2703 nucleotides long. The record is from the annotation of a GenBank genome assembly. NCBI's taxonomy places the organism in Eukaryota, Dinophyceae, Suessiales, Symbiodiniaceae.